Messenger RNA from Elaeis guineensis (African oil palm), 4580 nucleotides. Lineage: Eukaryota; Viridiplantae; Streptophyta; Magnoliopsida; Arecales; Arecaceae. The record is from RefSeq and is a predicted model, not a curated record.
UUUGCGGCCUGGCAGUAGGGUUUUAGCCCGCCGAAGCCUCUCUCUAUUGAAACCCUUCCUACGAGAGCUCUCAAUCUCUCUCGCCAGUCGUCUCGUUUCUGUUCUCCAGUUUGAUCUCCAAAUGCCAACCUUCUCCUCCUCCAUGAUGAAACCAUAGCCGCUCCCAGCCUCUCCUUCCGCGGAUGCUGAGUUACCACCGAUCCAAAUCGCUCCUCAAAUGGCCAUUAGGGAUCCCAAAGAUCGCAUCUUUCUUUGAGGAGAACCCACCUAUCACUCCCAAUGCCCCUCUCUUCUUCUCCUCUGCCACUGCUGCACUAAUUCGAGGAAGCCCUUCCAGUAUCGAAGCAAAACCCAGCUCCAAUUCUGGUGGCUUGACUUCUCUUGAGGUGGCAGAGACUUUACAAAGAAUGGCACGGAAGCCUGACAUCGCGCUCACCUACUUCAACGACAGCAAGGUGCACGGGUUCCGCCACGACAUAUCCACCUACUCGGCGAUCGUCCGCAUUCUAUGCAAGUUGGGUCGCAAGAAGACGUUGAUUUCUCUGUUCUCUGAAUUGAUCUUGUUGAACGGAGACCUGGGAAUUGAAGUUUCAGCACUCUUCGCCGCCCUUGCUCGGGGAUCAAAUGGCUCGGAUUCCUUGGUUUGUGUGUUUGAUGCGCUGAUCAAGGCCUACUCAAACUGUGGGAAGCCCCAAGAGGCCAUUGAUGCAUUCUUUGAGCUCAGUAAGCUGAGUUUUGUCCCAAAGGUGAGAUCUUGCCAUUUCCUUAUGAAUUUUGUAGCUAAAGAUGGCGACUUGGAGAUGGUGAUGGCAGUUUAUAGUCAGAUGAAGAGACUUGGAAUGAGACCGGAUGCAUAUACGUUCACUAUAGUGAUAAAAGCUCUCUGCCGAUCAGGGGAAUUAGACCAAGCUCUCGAUGUUCUGAGGGAAAUGAAGGAAACGGGAAUAAAGCCUGAUGUGAUCACUUAUACCACAUUUAUAGAAGGCAUGUGUGCCCGUGGGAAAUCAGAUUUAGGCUAUGCAAUACUUAAAGAAAUUGCGAGAGAGGGUGUCCAUGUGGAUGCUAUUGCUUAUAAUAAGGUGAUUAAUGGGUUGUGUAAAGAAAUGAGACUACAGGAGGCUGAAAAGCUAUUAGAGGAUAUGGCAAGGCAAAAUGUGCUUCCAGAUGCAUGUAGUUAUGGCUGUCUUAUCCAGGGAUACUGUGGAACUGGCAACCUUGUAAAAGCAUUAUAUCUUUAUGAAGAGAUGGUGUCAAAGGGUAUCGGAACAAAUUCCAUCAUUGUGAGUUUUGUCCUUCAAUGCUUAUGCAAGUUAGGCAUGGCUUUUGAAGCAGGGGAGUACUUCCAGAGAUUUAAGGACUCGGGGCUUUGCCUUGACGAGGUUCUUUUUGAUAUUGCAAUACAUGCACAUUGUAAGCUUGGCAACAUGAGAGAUGCAGUGGAAUUGUUUCAAGAAAUGAAGAGCAAGGGGUUGGCUCCUGACAAAAUUCACUAUACAAAUUUGAUCAGCGGGUAUUGCCGCAAGGGAGAAAUGUAUAAUGCUCAGAAGGUCUUUGCUGAUAUGGUGAAGGUCAAUGUGGAACCUGAUCUUGUUACUUAUAAUAUACUUGCUGGCGGGUUUUGUAGGAAUGGCUUUGUUAAGGAGGCAUUUGACCUUUUGGAUUACAUGAUGAAUAGAGGCUUGAAGCCCAGCCCUCUCACCUAUGCUGUGGCAAUUGAGGGUCUCUGUAGAGGUGGCAAACUAAAGGACGCAGAAAUACUAUUUAAAAUAUUAGAAGAGAAGGGAAUUGCUCAGUGUGUAGUUCUUUUCAGUUCGAUGGUCUAUGGCUACUUAAUAUCAGACUGCAUAGAAGAAUCUUACAAGCUAUUUCUCAGGUCCAUUAGGGAAGGAAUUCUAGUGGAUGAGAUUGCUCGUUGUAAACUUAUAAGUGAGCUCUGUGACAAGGGGGAUGUUGAGAGAGCUUCCAUGGUAUUUAAAUUGAUGUUACAGGUGCAUGUUGCUCCAGAUAAGAUUUCCUAUAACAGACUCAUUGCAGCUUAUUCUCAGGUGGGAGAUUUGGCAAAUGCUCAGUUUUGGUUUGAGGAUCUGGUUAAACAGGGCCUUAAUCCUGAUGUUAUUUUGUACACUACACUAAUGAAUGGUUACUGCAAGGCCAACCGCUUGGAAGAAGCCUGUCAGUUGUUUGUUGAGAUGAUAGAAAGAGGGAUUAAACCUGACGUGAUUGCAUACACAGUAAUGUUGGAUGGUCAUUUAAAAGAAACCUUGCGCAAAGGCUGGUUGAGCACUGAUGAGGAAAAAAGGAAAGUUGAAAUUAGGGCCAAGUAUUCGAAACUAUUGAAGGGUAUGAAGGCUAUGGAGAUUGAACCUGAUGUGGUGUGCUAUACAGUAUUGAUUGAUGGGCAUUGCAAGAUGAAUUAUCUUCAGGAUGCUCUUAAACUCUUUUAUGAGAUGCAGGAGAAGGGUUUGUCUCCUGAUGCCUUUACAUAUACUGCUCUUGUAUGGGGUUAUUGUAGCCAAGGGGAAGUUGUUAAGGCUGAAAACUUGGUAGAGGAAAUGCUACAUAAAGGAAUAGAACCUGAUACUCUUACCUUCUUGGUCUUGUAUGAGGGGAGCUCUAGGGCCAGAAGUUUGCAGCUUCAAUAGCAAUCCUUGGUUAAUUUAUAUACAGCUGGUUUUUGAGUUAGGCUUCAUUAAACUAUCAAGAAAAUAUUGCAAUAUGGAGGAAAAAUUUUUCAACUUUUCUCCUCUUGAAAAUGAUGUAUUAUUUUUUUAUUUAGCUUGGUUAGGAAUUGAGUAAAGUUGUUGAUAAGGAGCUGCUUUCAUGAUCUGAUGAAUUAUUCUUUUAAAAAUUCUUAUAUUAAUUUGUGUUACAGAGAUGUAUAACAGAAUAUGCCAGCAAACCUUCAGAUAAUUCUGAAGUUUCUUUUGCAGGAAAGCUGUGUCCAAUAUUAACAUGUGCAGAUCAUUAAUUUAAUUUUAUUAUUGUCGAUGUGAAAUUAGGACCAAGGUGGCUUUGUUAGUUUUGCAGCCUAGGAUUCUAUGGGGAUGAUGCAUUUCAACAUUGAAUUUGUCACUUUUGCCUCCUUUUCAGGUGCAUGUGAUUACCAAUUGGCAUUGGUAAAGCUGACUAGUUGCAUAUCUAAGCAAAUUGGUUUCAAAUUUUUCCAACACAUACGCAACUUGUCCCUAGCCUCACCCUCUAGUGAGCGGACAUGCAGAUAUUCUGUUCAGUUGUUAACAAAAAUCUUUCUGAUAAUGUAUAUCAAUUGAACUGGGCGCAAUCAUUCUUUCCUCUCUUUACAAAGUGGGAGUUGGAGAUCUUCUCGAGGAGCACAUGUAAUAAUAAUCCGUUCCAUGCCUAGUUGGUGUGAAUCCUUAUUGGCUCAGUUGGGUUUUCCUUUAAGGUGUUCUUUGAGAAUUCUGCCUUUCAGGCACAACAAAGUAUUGCCUCCAGAUAUAGUUUUCCUCCAACUAUAUAAAAUAUUUUUAAGGUGGGGCAUUGAUUUCUUUUAGGUUAACUGAACUUUUGAAAUACAUUCAUUUAGAAGACUGUACAUAUAUGACCAUAAUUAUGUCUCCAAUGAUUAUAUAUCUUGGUUCCAUGCCAAGAGUGUCAUAUUGAAUUUCUGUAAAUCUAACAUAUCCCUCUGGAUGGCAUUAGUAGGAUCAGAUUUCAGUUAUACAAUACUGAACCUUCUGCUGCAUGAAGGCAAUAUUGUAAGCCUGAUGAUUUAACAAGGUAUAUUUACUAGAUAUAUGUUGUUAGAUGUAUAUAUGAAUUUGCAAAUGGUUUUCUGAUAUGGAAUGUAUUGUCUAGGGUUGCAGAUCCAUCAGAGAGGAGAGGGUACUCUUCAAGCUGAUCGACUAUUUUGGCUGACAUUGUUGUGACAUGUACAGGCCAAAGAUGGAGAAUUACAUGUUACAUUGUGCUUUAUAUGCAAAAGCUUCAUAAGUUAAAGGUAGAAUUUCAAUGCUCUUAAGUUGCAGUUGGGCAUAAAGAAAUUCAAUAUAAGUUGAAGGAUCAUAGGCUGCUGAGAGGCCUCCACUUUCUCCUGGUUGGGCAGUGGGACAUGCUGAUAUUUUUUAGCCCAAUCUAUGCUUCAUCUAUGAUUUUAUAGAUAUUUUGGGCAGAUUGUGAAGCCAGUGGAUUAUCCUAAAAGAGGACAUGGGGGCAAGAAAAGAGAAGGUGACUGCUAGACUAAAAAAGGGUUGGGAAAGAGGCUGUGAUGAUGCAUGAACUCUCCCAAAUCUUCCUACCAAAAAAGGAGACCUCUACCAAACUCUGCAUCAAGAAGCAACCCCUCAAAUAGGUGUUCAUGUGUAGUGGGAUGGGAAAAAAAGAAUGUAUGGAUGGUUUAACUCAUCUAUGUUGGGAUGGUAUAUCAGUUAGGCCUUUUAGAUUUCUGAAAUCGAAAAGGUAGAUAUUGCGCUGGGCAAAAGUGGAUGAGUGACUGAUGUGGACAAUGUCAAAAGUUCUGCAGACUAAUUAGUAUUUCUUGUCAUGCUGUUAAUGAGGAAAAGUCUGUAAUGGCUAAUCUAAACAUUUGAAAUCUACUGAUAUUUAUUUCCUUUUUCCGUCAG